Temnothorax curvispinosus is the source of this 1238-nucleotide messenger RNA. RefSeq lists its product as uncharacterized. Gene Ontology annotation, molecular function: chitin binding. Gene Ontology annotation, cellular component: extracellular region. The coding region runs from base 18 to 563 and encodes 181 amino acids. The transcript is spliced from 2 exons. The record is from RefSeq and is a predicted model, not a curated record. Lineage: Eukaryota; Metazoa; Arthropoda; Insecta; Hymenoptera; Formicidae.
GGUUGGCGAAUGCAGACAUGGCGAUCUACUGCCGCACGAAUGUGUAUGUACUAAAUUCUACGAAUGCAAAUAUGGUCGCAAAGCUGUGCGUGACUGUCCGGUCGGUCAGCGUUUCAAUCCUUCAACGAAGACUUGCGAAGUGGGAGACUGCAAUACAACUCCGCCACCUCCGCCACCCGUGUGCCAGGAAGGCGAAUUUCUACCUCAUGAGUGCCAAUGCAAUAAAUACUACCAGUGCAAGAACGGUCGGAAGGCUCUGCGUGAAUGCGACCAGGGAUGGCACUUCGACAAUUCAACGCGGCGAUGCAUUCCGGGGAACUGCAACAAUCCUAAACCAAGAUGCGGGCUGCGACAAAAACGUGAAACCUAAACCUGGCGAUUGCCCAAGUUCUAGUCCCUCAAAAUGGGCUCACGAGUGCGACUGUAGAUUAUAUUACCAGUGCGAAAGCGGAAAGAAGAAAUUAUAUGACUGCAGUUGGGGCAACUACUUCAACAUUGCUAAUCUGAAAUGCGAUGUCGCGUCAAAGGUAAACUGUAAAAAUAAUUGGGACGACUGGGUAUAGGUAACUAUCGAUUUUGAAAAAAGCUGGACAACUGGAUGUAGAUAACCAUCGAUUUCAAAGGAAGCAUGAAAAGGUUGAGAGUAACGAGAAGCAAAUUGCAUAUUUGCUAAAACUAUACUGCUGUAUUUGUAGGAGUAGAGAAUUUUGUUAAGAUAUUUUAAUAAAUCUGAUAAUCUAAGAUUGUGUUAAAAUUCUUUUAUUAUUUCGAUCUCCUGAUAGCGUAUACGACACACACGAAUACAUAAUUUCUUACUUCCAAUUCAAAUAAAAGACAUAAAAAUGAAAAGAGGUCUCUCUCUUUCCUCUCAUCUCUUUCUUUUUAUAUACAGGGAAUUUCCCUGAAGUUUUAUUGACCUGGAACAUCCUGUAUAUAUAAAAUCUGUCUCUCUUGAUAAUUUAAAGCAAAGUAUAAAUAUAAAGAUGCGUCAUAUACGUGAAUCAUUUUCUACGAAAUAAUCUCAUUAUCAGCGAAUUACGCGAUGCAUUGUAUUAUCACCAGAAAUUAAAUUACAUAUGUUUCAAGAAAUAAGUAUAACAAAAAAUUAUCAAUAAAAAUUUUCUUUCUCCCAACUUUACUCAUGACCACCGCGAAUCUUGUCACUCAUCCUUAAAUACAUUCGCCCGGUUCAUGGAAUAUAUUUUAUAAUAUGUAUAAUGUAUAUGUAUAUGCAAAUA